AUGGCGUUUUCAAUGUCAUUCUCGCCGAGAGCGCUACUCUGGCUGUCUAGAUUAGGACUGGCCUACGUGGUGUUAUUCAUCUGCCUGAUAUUUUUCACCGGCGUCUCGGUCAUCAUUCCCCAAUUGUACGGAAACUCGCUAAUCCAUUACGUCAUCGGCGUCUACAUCUUCAUCGGGGUGUCGGUCAAUUUGUUCUACUGCUACCGUUUCAACAGUUUCAUAGAGAAGAAGGAGAAGCAAGCAGAGAAGGAUUUGUCAUCAGUUUCAAGCGCCAGCACCACUCAUUCACAUGAUUCUACUACUAAUUCGUCUGGGUGUUCGACAAAAGAUUCAGUCGAUCAUCAUGUAGAUGGCGUAGUUCCAUCCAGUGGCCACAGCAAAAGUCAUUGCGAUGUCUGCAACAUAGAAAUGCCCCAUAGAUCUCAUCAUUGCAUACUCUGCCAGAGGUGUGUCCUUGUAAGAGAGCACCAUUGUUUCUUCAUCGGCUCUUGCAUUGGACAAAAGAAUUUAAAAUACUUCAUAAUAUUUCUCUUUCAUCUCUCAUUCGGUUGCAUGUAUGCACUCUGCUUGAAUUACAAGUACCUGACAAUGAACUACGUCUGUCCGAUCUCAUGGAACUUCUUCGAAUUUUUCCCGCCAAUAACUCUCAUAGAAAUUUUAUUAGACUACAGGACAUGGACUUUUGGUUAUUAUGUCUUGGGUCUGUAUGUCACCCUAACUGGUUUCAUUGGAUCGACAUUCGGCUACGUAUGGUAUUUCCUAUUAGUAUUAAUGGGUAUUACAUCUCAUGAGUAUUAUACAAAAUCGUCGAGGUCGAAAUUUGGAAAGUAUUACAAUUUUAAAAUGGUAUUUGGUAGGUAUUGGUACAUAACUAUACCGUGCCCGCUGCCAGUUUUUGAAGAUGCUCAUUCGAAAUUUGAUGUGAAACUCGUUUAG
Messenger RNA from Helobdella robusta, 936 nucleotides. RefSeq lists its product as hypothetical. Gene Ontology annotation, cellular component: Golgi apparatus; endoplasmic reticulum. Gene Ontology annotation, biological process: peptidyl-L-cysteine S-palmitoylation; protein targeting to membrane. The coding region runs from base 1 to 936 and encodes 311 amino acids. Gene Ontology annotation, molecular function: protein-cysteine S-palmitoyltransferase activity. The transcript has a single exon. NCBI's taxonomy places the organism in Eukaryota, Metazoa, Annelida, Clitellata, Rhynchobdellida, Glossiphoniidae. The record is from RefSeq and is a predicted model, not a curated record.